Molecule: messenger RNA, 1937 nt
Organism: Thunnus maccoyii (southern bluefin tuna)
Lineage: Eukaryota; Metazoa; Chordata; Actinopteri; Scombriformes; Scombridae
Gene: fam131aa
Product: family with sequence similarity 131 member A
Exons: 5
Coding region: 377-1447 (356 amino acids)
Source: RefSeq, a predicted model, not a curated record
UGUUUAUUUCUAUAUUCUUGUACUGCAGGCACAGAUUUCACUGAUGCUCAACAUCUGCUAGGUGCAGCCAAACGUGCAUUUGUUUUGGACGUGGAGUUAGUUAGUUAGUAUCACUUUUAAUAGGGAUCAACGGCUUUGAAGUGGCUGGAGCUGCUUACCAGAGCUGGUCACGCGCCAUAUGUUUGCCCGGUCGCAUGGAGACUGUCACCACUGCCCUCGACCCCAACCAUUCUAACCGGUUUCACCGGCUUACCGUGGCUUUAGCAUCUGUGCAGUAAAUUUAGGGCAUAGCUGUUUGCUCGUCUGCCUGGUGGUUUAAAGCAGUGAAGCCCAAGCUGUGACUUUUAGUUGUGUUGGUCUGUCACACCGUCUCUGCAUGUCCACGAUGAGGCCGAGAUCCAGGGGUAGAGAAAGAAGGGAGAGACAGAGAGAUGAAGAGCAGGUGAAGUUUGAGGAGACUGAAAUGAUUCCGAAGUCAGGAAAAUCUCCAGCAGAUUCACGAAAAACCGUCGGCAUCCAUGAGUUUGCAGCACUUGCCAGAUCCUCCUUAAAUGGUAUCUCUCAGGCAGUGAGGGACCAUGUGACAAAGCCCACCUCGCUGGCUCAGGGCCGAGUCGCCCACCUCAUAGAGUGGAAAGGUUGGCCCAAACCUGCGGACACGCCACCGGCUGCCCACUCCCACUUCAGCUCCUACUGCCAUCUGACUGAAGGAGAGAAGGAGGCCCGGUUUGCUGCAGGAGUGGCUGAGCAGUUUGCCAUCGCUGAGGCCAAGCUGCGUGCCUGGGCGUCGAUGGAUGAUGACGAAGAGGAAGACUCCAACGAUGAAGACUCCCAUGCCAACGGACAGACUCACACUUCCAGCCAGAGCUCAGAAGCCACCACGUCCAAUCCCAUUUCAAGAGCGCCAUGCCAACCUGAGGUCGACAGUGGCGAGCCUCCGCCCUCCGACUGUCCCCUGGGCUCCAGCAGCAGCAGCGGCAGCCUGACCUGUGGUCAACCCUCAUCUCACAGUGACCCACAUUCAUCCCAGACCAAUUCACUUACUUUACCCAGCGACUGCAUGAGUCCGUUCCAGGAGGAGGAGGAGGAGGAGGAGGAAGAGGAAGAGGAGGAGAGGCUGGGUGGUCACGAGGAGCAGCCGACUCCUUUGCAGGAGGAGCACAGUGAGGUUUGCAUCCACCAGAAGCCAGAGUGGAGGCCUCGAGCAAGAAGCAGCAGGUUCGACUCCUGCUACUCCACCUCUCACUCUGAAUCUCCAGGAGAGGAGGACGAGGAGGAGGAUGAGGAGGAGGAAGGCAGCGUGUUUCAAGAGGUUCGGGUGUGGCACUGCAGCCCGAGAAGCUUCUUCUCUGACCGGGCUUCCUCUGGAGUGGCGUCAUUCGAUGAGGAGGAGGAGGAAAGGGAUGAAGUAGAAGAGAAGAAGGAGGAGAAAGAGUAUUUGAUGUGAUGUGUUGUCUCAUCUUUAUGUCUCUUUGAGUCCGUGUUGAUUCUGGAUAUGACAUAAUCUAUUACGCUUUUACUGUAAACCUUCUCUCCUCCUCCUCCUCCUCUUCUUCUUUCCCUCCUCUGAUCAUCUCUCCUCCACCUGCUGCCUUCUGUCUCUCAUCCUCCAGGCUUUUCAUGUACUGGUGUCGCUCCACCGUUUAUCGCUGCUGUAAACAAAACAUAUAUAUAUAUAUGUGUAUAUAUAUAUAUAUACAUAUAAUAUAUAUAUAUAUAUAUAUGUAUAUAUAUAUAUUGGGAGAGUUCAACCAGAAUGUAAAGCUGUUGUUCAAACUGAGUUUUGUACAUUUUUGUGAAGAGUCGUGUCACUAUUGAAUUGGUUUUCUAUGGAUAUUUUGUAGUGUUGUUUUAUCCUGGGUCAUGCUGUGUCAUGUGGGUUGGGCUAUGUUUGAUACUGAAUGUCUGAAUGUCCUGCAUAUAUAUAUAUAAAUAUA